AUGGCUCCCUUGAUCGCGACCAUCGACCCCAACGACGACGCCGUCUUCAGCAGCCCCGUCGCCACCAAGACGACGACGAUGACGACCAGCCAGCGCGCCCUGCUGCUCGCCCCGCCGUCCCUCGCCUCGCACGCCGACGCCCUCGCCCACGUCCUGACGCAAUACGACCGCAGCAUCACCGACCUGCAGAUGCUCGACCGCCUGUCCGCCGGCCUUGUGCAGCUGCCGCGCGCCCACUACGACCUGAUCCUCGUGCUGUCCGACGCCCCCGCCGCCACGCUCGUCGAGUCGCUCGCGCUGCUCGACCGCGCCGUCGUCGGCGCCAUUGCCGAGUCGCUGCGGCCCAAGGGCCAGCUGCGCGCCGAGCGCCCCGCCGAGAACCUCGAGACCGCCGCCGCCGCCCUCGCCAAGGAGGCCGUGCUUGCCGGCCUCGUCGGCAGCGGCGCCGGCGGCUUCGUCAAACCCGACUACGGCGACAAUGACGGCGUCGUGUCGCUCAAGCUCGGCGGCUUCCGCAACAAAAAGGCGGUCCAGGCUCCGGCUCCGGCGGCGCCAGCUGUCGGCAGCACCGUCCUCAACAACGGCACCAAGCCUACUGUGCCUGCCGGUGUGGGCUUCGACUUUGGCGACGACCUCGACGAUGACCUCAUUGACGAGGAGACCCUCAUGACCGAGGAGGACCUGAAGCGCCCCAUCAACAUCCCUCUGGAGUGCCAACCCAAGCCCGGCAAGCGCCGCCGCGCCUGCAAGGACUGCUCGUGCGGGCUAGCCGAGCGCCUCGAGGCCGAGGACGCCGCCAAGCGCGCCGAGGCCGACAAGACGCUGGCCAGCUUCAAGCUCGCCGCCGACGACUUGACCGAGGUCGACUUUACCGUCCAGGGCAAGGUCGGCUCGUGCGGCAACUGCGCGCUCGGCGACGCGUUCCGCUGCGACGGCUGCCCGUAUAUUGGCCUGCCGCCGUUCCAGCCCGGCGAGGAGGUUCGCCUGCUCAACAAUGAUGUGCAGUUGUAG
Molecule: messenger RNA, 1011 nt
Organism: Cordyceps militaris CM01
Lineage: Eukaryota; Fungi; Ascomycota; Sordariomycetes; Hypocreales; Cordycipitaceae
Product: anamorsin family protein
Exons: 2
Coding region: 1-1011 (336 amino acids)
Biological process (GO): iron-sulfur cluster assembly
Cellular component (GO): cytoplasm
Molecular function (GO): iron-sulfur cluster binding
Source: RefSeq, a predicted model, not a curated record